Molecule: messenger RNA, 1810 nt
Organism: Fusarium graminearum PH-1
Lineage: Eukaryota; Fungi; Ascomycota; Sordariomycetes; Hypocreales; Nectriaceae
Product: mitogen-activated protein kinase spm1
Exons: 5
Coding region: 245-1495 (416 amino acids)
Biological process (GO): intracellular signal transduction; protein phosphorylation
Cellular component (GO): cytoplasm; nucleus
Molecular function (GO): ATP binding; MAP kinase activity
Source: RefSeq, a predicted model, not a curated record
GCAAUUGUCUUGUCUGUCAGGUACCUGCCUUUGCCUCCAUACAUAUAUCGCAAGAGAGACGCGCUGACUGUUUCUUUGUCUUUGUUCUUUUUCACUGUCACUGCAUUGCUCCUGUUUCAUCUCAUCUCUAUAUCCCUCUUACCUACAACUCUCUGCAUCCCACGUAGCGACAUUCCCCUUGCAAACCUUGUCGCAUAUUCGAAGCUUCCAUUGCCCCGCACAUACACCACCACACAAAUACACCAUGGGCGACCUACAAGGACGGAAGGUCUUCAAGGUCUUUAACCAGGACUUUGUUGUUGAUGAGCGCUACACUGUCACCAAGGAGCUCGGCCAGGGAGCUUACGGUAUCGUCUGUGCCGCCGUCAACAACCAAACCAACGAGGGCGUAGCCAUCAAGAAGGUCACCAAUGUUUUUAGCAAGAAGAUUCUGGCCAAGCGCGCCCUGCGCGAGAUCAAGCUGCUCCAGCACUUCCGCGGCCACCGCAACAUCACAUGUUUGUACGACAUGGACAUUCCUCGACCCGAUAACUUCAACGAGACCUACUUGUACGAGGAGCUGAUGGAGUGUGAUUUGGCUGCCAUCAUCCGAUCUGGCCAGCCUCUUACCGACGCCCACUUCCAAUCCUUUAUCUACCAGAUCCUUUGCGGUCUCAAGUACAUCCACUCCGCAAACGUUCUGCACCGAGAUCUCAAGCCCGGUAACCUGCUUGUCAACGCCGACUGCGAGCUCAAGAUUUGCGAUUUCGGUCUUGCCCGAGGUUUCUCAGUCGACCCCGAAGAGAAUGCUGGAUACAUGACCGAGUACGUCGCUACUCGAUGGUACCGUGCACCUGAGAUUAUGUUGAGCUUCCAGAGCUACACCAAAGCUAUUGAUGUUUGGUCUGUUGGUUGUAUUCUGGCUGAGCUUUUGGGCGGACGACCUUUCUUCAAGGGCCGUGACUACGUCGACCAGCUGAACCAGAUUCUUCACAUUCUCGGAACCCCCAACGAGGAGACCCUCUCCCGUAUCGGCUCACCCCGUGCCCAGGAAUACGUCCGCAACCUACCUUUCAUGCCCAAGAAGCCUUUCCCCAGCCUGUUCCCCCAGGCCAACCCCGACGCUCUCGACCUUCUCGACAAGAUGCUCGCCUUCGACCCUUCGUCCCGUAUCAGUGUAGAGCAGGCUCUCGAGCACCCUUACCUGCAAAUUUGGCAUGACGCCUCGGACGAGCCCGACUGCCCCACCACAUUCAACUUCGACUUUGAGGUUGUUGAGGACGUUGGUCAGAUGCGUGGUAUGAUUUUGGAUGAGGUUCAACGAUUCCGACAGAAUGUCCGUACCGUGCCCGGCCAAAGCGGUGGAGGUCUUCAGGGCCAGGGUGUCCCCGUUCCUCUGCCUCAGGGUAAUGGUCAAUGGACUGCUGAGGACCCUCGACCUCAGGAAUAUGCUGGUCAUGGUAACACCGGACUUGAGCAGGAUCUUCAGGGAGGCCUGGAUGCUUCUCGAAGAUAAGAGCUGCUACGCAAAGUACAAGGGUUGAAAAAGGAUAUAUCCUAGAGGAUUAAGAACGGCAUGCUCUCUGGUUCAAAAUGAAAGAUACACCCAAGGCACUGGAAAUAGGGACGAUGCUAGGUGGGUUUCGAGUAUUUAAUGCCUGGAAUGAGAAGAGAAGGAUGGAAAAAUAAAGCUUUUUGGCUUCAGCAGGCUGAGGGGGGCAUGCCCUUAAAUGGGUUGAGAGGGCAGUGAAGCGUUUCCCUCAUCUUCAUUUCCAUCAUAUGUUUUUCCGAAUGAGAAACGAUAUCAAUACUAUAUUUCUUUAUUUUUUAU